This is a messenger RNA of Trichogramma pretiosum, 922 nucleotides long. RefSeq names its product zinc finger protein 271-like. Gene Ontology annotation, biological process: negative regulation of transcription by RNA polymerase II. The transcript is spliced from 2 exons. The record is from RefSeq and is a predicted model, not a curated record. The coding region runs from base 1 to 885 and encodes 294 amino acids. Gene Ontology annotation, molecular function: DNA-binding transcription repressor activity, RNA polymerase II-specific. Lineage: Eukaryota; Metazoa; Arthropoda; Insecta; Hymenoptera; Trichogrammatidae.
AUGGAUAAAAGUGAGAACAAAAUCGAAGAAGGUGUCUUGGAAAAUAAUUCAAAUUACUUAUGUGACAAAUGCGACAAGAUAUUCGUAAAGAAAUCGAAUUUGCUCAUUCACCAAAACUCCGUCCACGAAGGUCGGAGAGAUUAUGCAUGUAAAAAUUGUGAUAAGAAAUUUGGAGAUCCAAGCACUUUGAUCAGACACACAAAAACAAUCCAUGAAGGUCGCAAAGACUACGCAUGCGACAAGUGCGAGAAAAAAUUCGGACAAAAAUCAGAUUUGAUCAUCCACCAACAAACAGUCCAUGAGGGUCGCAAAGAUUUCUCAUGCGACAAGUGCGAGAAGAUAUUUGGGUUAAAAUGGACUUUGCAUUUGCAUCAAAGGUCAGUCCACGAACGUCGCAAAGAUUAUGGAUGCGACAAAUGCGAGAAGAAAUUCGGGAAUCGAAGCAAUUUAAAACAACAUCAAAAACUAGUCCACGACGGUCGUAAAGAUUUCGUUUGCGAUGAGUGCAAGAAGAUAUUUGGGUUGAAAUCGAGUUUGCUUGUGCAUCAAAGGACAAUCCACGAGGGUCACAAAGAUUACGCAUGCGACAAGUGCGAGAAAGAAUUUGCACAAAAAAUGCAAUUAAUCAGGCACCAAAAGACGGUCCACGAUGGACAGAGAGAUUACACUUGCGACAAGUGUGAAAAGAAAUUUGCAGAGCGAGGAAAUAUGAUCACUCACCAAAAAACAGUUCACGAAGGUCGUAAAGAUUAUGCAUGCGACAAAUGUGAGAAGAAAUUUACACAAAAAUCGAAUUUAAUCUACCACCAAGAGACAGUACACGAAAGUCGCAAGGAUAAUUCAUGCGGCGCUCGUGAAAAGAAAUUUGGUAAAAAAUUCAUUUGAUCAGUUACCAAAUGGCCAGUGCAUGUAAGAUCACUGU